Molecule: messenger RNA, 387 nt
Organism: Neltuma alba
Lineage: Eukaryota; Viridiplantae; Streptophyta; Magnoliopsida; Fabales; Fabaceae
Exons: 1
Coding region: 1-387 (128 amino acids)
Source: RefSeq, a predicted model, not a curated record
AUGACUCUGACAUUUCUGGCAUUAGUGCCGAUGAGGGAGUGCGACAUUAUGAUGUCACCGCCGGGACCUCGCCCGCUCUGUGCAACCCAGUUUUCGCUAGUAAACUAUGCUUGCUCAUCAGUGCCAAUCGUGAGAAGGCCCCCAGGUUUACCUGCAGAGUCCGACGACGAACAACACAGCCAUCACCGGCACCGGCACCGUCACCGCCAGCUGAGCCCUCAAGAAGAAAGUUGCUGCCGGUGGGCUCAGGAUGUGGAUAGCCAAUGUGUGUGUGAACUUCUGCUUCACUUUCGCUUGCCCUCAUUUCUAAUGAGGCCAUCGCAUCAGUACACGCUCACCAUUGGAGAAUCUUGCGAGGUCACUUACUCGUGCGGUGGCCCCAUCUGA